CCCCCGGGCCGCGCGGGCUGCCUGGGAGUCGCGGGUCCAGCGGCGUUCAGAGCGCGCGAGGCUCCGGGAGCGCGGCGAGGCUGCAGGCGCCUGCGUCCACGGCGAGCAGGACAGGCUGCUCUGGCUUGGGACUCCUAGGCAGGACCACCGUCCUCCGGUCUCCAGAAUGAAGACCUUGCUGGUGCUGCUGGCUGCCCUUCUGGGUGUUGAGCGAGCCGGCUCGCUGAUGUGCUUCACCUGCCUGAACCAGAAGAGCAAUCUGUACUGCCUGAAGCCCACCAUCUGCUCCGACCAGGACAACUACUGCCUGACGGUGACCGCGUCCGCCGGCAUCGGAAAGAUCGUCACAUUUGGCCACACCCUGAGCAAGUCCUGUUCCCCGGCCUGUCCCCUCCCGGGAAACAUCAAUGCUGGUAUAGCUUCCAUGGGCAUCCGCUGCUGCCAGGGUUUCCUGUGCAAUUUCAGCGCGGCCGACGGCGGGCUGCGGGCCAGCGCCACCCUGCUGGGUGCCGGACUGCUGCUGAGCCUGUUGCCUGCCCUGCUGCGCUUCGGCCCCUGACCACCCAGAGCCUGCGCCCGGCCCCCUAGCUCAGGAAGGAAAGCCCAGCCCUCUCUGGAUCCCACAAGGGUGUGAGAGCCCCUGACUCUACAUGUGCCUGAUUCGUGCCCUUGGUCCCAGGUCAGGCCCACCCCCUGCACCUCCACCUGCCCCAGCCCUGCCUCUGCCCCAGGUAGGGCCACCUGCCCUCACUUCUGGGGUCGAUGAUGCGACCUUCCUUGGGGGACUGUGGAAGGGAUGAGGGUCCCCUGGAGUCUUAGGGUCCGGCAUCAGGACCAAGUCCUGUGGACACACUGAGAGGGCCCCCAGUAGGGAUGUGUGCCUGUGGGUGUAUGUGGGUGUGCUGUGCAGGUGUGAACAUGUGGCAGUUGCUGGGGCCUGUGUUUGGGGAGGGAGGGGUGCCAGCAGCCUGCAGAGCCCCAGUCCCCUAUAACCCCCUGCCCUGGCACAGUCCCCCGCCCUUCAAGGGCAGCCUUUUGGGGGUGGGGUUUCUGCCACUUCUAGGUCUAGGCCUCUGCCCCAAAUCCAGCCAGCCCUGCCCCAGCCCAGCCCCACAUUGGAGUCCUGCUGCUUUGGUGCCUCAAAUAAAUACACAUGUCCCCC
Saimiri boliviensis boliviensis (Bolivian squirrel monkey) is the source of this 1162-nucleotide messenger RNA. Its product is annotated as lymphocyte antigen 6E. The record is from RefSeq and is a predicted model, not a curated record. Gene Ontology annotation, molecular function: acetylcholine receptor inhibitor activity. Gene Ontology annotation, cellular component: plasma membrane. NCBI's taxonomy places the organism in Eukaryota, Metazoa, Chordata, Mammalia, Primates, Cebidae.